GGCUCCAACGAGGGCGUUUUUCUUUUGAACGUAACACCUUCUCAUCUCUUCUCCUCAAACAGCACCUGAGAGCAGGGGCAUUCCGGAGAAGCAGUACACGGUGGGAACUUCUCUCAAGAGGCUGACUCUCUUUUUACAAGUCCAAGGCUGGCCCCUCACCAGGCGACAUGAAGGGGUGUGUGCUCCUAGUGCUCUUGGCUUUGUGCUCCGCCAAGCCCUUAUUUCACCCUUCAUAUGUGACACUGAAGAACAUGAUGCUGAAGGACAUGGAAGACGAAGGGGACAGUGACCUUGAUGCGGACAACUCUCUUUUUCCAACAAGAGAGCCAAUUAACCCCUUCUUCCCGUUCGAUCUGUUCCCAACGUGUCCAUUUGGAUGCCAGUGCUACUCGAGAGUUGUACACUGCUCUGAUCUAGGUUUGUCCUCCGUCCCAAGCAACAUUCCAUUUGAUACUCAGAUGGUUGACCUUCAAAACAAUAAAAUUAAGGAAAUCAAAGAAAAUGAUUUUAAAGGACUCACCUCACUUUAUGCUUUGAUUCUGAACAACAAUAAGCUAACAAAGAUCCACCCAAAAGCCUUUCUAACUACAAAGAAGUUGAGAAGGCUGUACCUGUCCCACAAUCAACUAAGCGAAAUACCAUUUAAUCUUCCCAAAUCGCUAGCAGAACUCAGAAUUCAUGAUAAUAAAGUUAAGAAAAUACAAAAGGAGACAUUCAAAGGAAUGAAUACUUUACAUGUUCUAGAAAUGAGUGCAAACCCUCUCGAUAAUAAUGGGAUUGAACCGGGGGCAUUUGAAGGAGUGACAGUAUUCCAUAUCAGAAUCGCAGAAGCAAAACUGACCUCAAUUCCUAAAGAACUUCCAUCAACUUUACUGGAGCUUCAUUUAGACUAUAAUAAAAUUUCAACCGUGGAACUCGAGGAUUUUAAACGAUACAAAGACCUGCAAAGGCUGGGCCUAGGAAACAACAGAAUCACUGACAUUGAAAACGGAAGUCUUGCUAACAUACCACGAGUGAGAGAAAUACACUUGGAAAACAACAAACUAAAAAAAAUCCCUUCAGGAUUACAGGAGUUGAAAUAUCUCCAGAUAAUCUUUCUUCACUCUAAUUCAAUUACAAAAGUGGGAGUGAAUGACUUCUGCCCAACAGUACCGAAGAUGAAGAAAUCUUUAUACAGUGCGAUAAGUCUGUUCAACAACCCAGUGAGGUACUGGGAAGUGCAGCCCGCGGCUUUUCGCUGUGUUGUAGGCAGAAUGAGCGUGCAGCUCGGGAACUUCAGAAAGUAGUAAUUAGUAAUAUCCAUUUAAUAUAAAAUUUAGAAAUUAAUACAUUUGGAAUACUUGAACUCUGUUAAAAAUGGUGGUAUUAUGCAAAUCAGCAAAAACCUAUUCCUACAUGGUAAGUCCCCUGACUUACUUUAUGACAAAAAAUUUCAACAGAAUUUUGCAAAACUAUUGCUCCAUGAGGAUCAAGAAAAACAAGCACGUACUGCAGUUUCCUUCUGUACACAAAUGAUUCUGCAUAAAUCUCAUGCUUGAACAUUCUUUUCUCAGUAACAAAAAAAUAAUACAAUCAGUAUUUAACACUUUGUUAUCAAGUGCAUUUUAAAAAGAACUGUACUGUAAAUGGAAUGCUUGACUUAGCAAAAUCUGUGCUCUUUCGUUUGCUGUUAGCAAACCAAAAUUGACAAGAAUGGCUUCAUGGAGAGCACAUUAUACUAUUCUUAAACUUUCUUUAAUAACUUGGGUGGUACUGUAAUGUUUCUAUUAAUGCUGAAGUAUGGUUUUAUAUAAUCUUAUUCAAAUUCCCAUAUUUUAGAGGCUUACUGUCUAUAUGUUUAAACUAACUCCUUAUAAUAAAGCCUUCAGUGUUUAUUAUCAA
This is a messenger RNA of Felis catus (domestic cat), 1881 nucleotides long. It is a transcript of the gene ASPN, whose product is annotated as asporin. Gene Ontology annotation, molecular function: protein binding. NCBI's taxonomy places the organism in Eukaryota, Metazoa, Chordata, Mammalia, Carnivora, Felidae. The coding region runs from base 168 to 1286 and encodes 372 amino acids. The record is from RefSeq and is a predicted model, not a curated record. The transcript has 8 exons.